AUGUUCGGAAAUAAAUUACGUUCGUGGAUGGAGUCUGUAAGGCCGAGAAAGAAACAGCAACGUAACAAGGAUAAGCAAAAGAACAUCACUGCUGAGGGUGCUAGCUCAAACCUAUCAAAUAAAUCUGUUUCCGUAUCGUAUUCCACGGAGAAAGAGAUGGGUAAUGUGGAAAGCAAAUCUAUGCAGACUAUAGCGAGUCAAGGAGCUCGGUACUCUGGUGCGAAUUUAUCCUCACCGGAGUCAGCCUACUCCACAGGAUAUUCCACUGAUGGCACUUCACCUGGUGCACCUCCCGAAUAUUACAUUAACAUCAGAACCGGGAUACGAUAUUUCUCUGCAGAGGCUGAUAAACGACAAACGGUCACCGAGGUUAUUGGACACGGAGGUGGCGAGACUCCUAAGCGGCUGCCCGAAGUUCCGACUCCGAGACCAUCGCCUCUUCAACAGAAACAACAACAGUUGACACCUCUACCGCCUCGGGAUAAUUUAUCGUCCCAUGGAGAUUUGGAGCGAGGCCCGCCGACGGCAGUUGUUCAAGUUAACGGGUCCACCCCACCGUCGAUGGAUUUUAUUAGGGGAACAACAAUGGUAAAUGCAUCACGGUUGCCUGAGUCGGGAAUAACAUCACCAAGGCAACGUAAUCGAAUACGAACGAAUCCAUGGGUCCCUGGGAAUAAUUUAAGCCCUGGGAAUAGUUGCGUGGGAUUGCAGGGUCGCCAGGAUUCGAACACCCCGAGGACAAGCUUAGUGAAUAGCCCCGUCGCCGUUAGGUAUUUAAGCCCAACCGUUCCAUGUAGCCCCAUAAACCGCCCGCCGCGAUGCGACUCUCUAUCAUCGUCAUCUUGCUCCUCCUUAAGUGCAGCAAGUUUAAAUUGGGAUGCGAGCUUAGUCCGAGAUGGAUCAUCUCAUCUCAAGAUGUUGGGUCGUAGUCCUCGUGUACUUUCUGCUAGUGAUGAGGAAGAUGAUUGCACUUUGAACGAGAUGAUGGGCAAAUACGAUGAGAGUUAUAUCUACGAAAAGGAAACUGAUAUAUUGAGUGAUAGCGAUCCGACUGAUUGUGAAACCGACAUCGAUACCGGCCAGGAUGGAGGUGACGAAGAUGAUCCGCUGGAAACGGAAUUCGACUUCAUAGAUAAUGGAUCGUUUUUGGAAUUCAACAUCAAUAACGACAAAAAUACUGGUCACUGUACUUACUAUAACUUCGAAGUGCAGAGGCGAUGCUCUCGUCGCAGAACAUCAAGAAGAUCACAGAAAGACUUGAGUCCUAAGAAUAAAACAGAGAAGAGGAGGCGAUCGAUCACUGGUAAGAAGCGUCAGAAGAUUCAUAACUUUAACGAUGGGACGCGCAGUGCUGGCGCUACACCAGUAUCAGCACGCAAGACGAAAACUAAUCAAGUGUCGAAGCUCGCUAUUGAAGAUCGAUUUAGGAAGAGAUCAAACUCCGUCAGCAUACCAAGAGAUCCAGUGCACUUCUUUGAUCAACGCGACAAAGAAGCUGACAAGAAAUAUAAAGAGCUUAUUGUAGAGGCUGAACAUAUUUUGAAAAACAUCAAGACCAACGCUCUUUCACCGAGGAGAUUACCAGGUCCAACCAAUAAGCGCGUGGAACUGCUCAGAACUGAGAACACCAAACCUGAUGCCUUUGUGAAGAACAGAAUAACUGAGGACACCUCUAACCUUCACAUCGCUCGAAUUCCGUCCAACUUCUCUCCGAGAUUCAGUCCGAAACGUAACCACAUCACCAAGUUUAUUAACAACAAUUCACCAAUUCUAUUGAGGAGAGACUUAGACAAAGAUGUACGUGGCACACCGCUACCUCUACGCAGCAAUAAGAAGUCUUCACCUUUAACCAGGAGGCAAUCAAAAACUGAUCUAUCGGCUAGGCGAAGUCCGAAAUAUCGUAAGAAACUGAUCCGCACCAAACAGACUGAUAGCUUAAGCUCCGAUUCCGAGCCUGAAACUCCGAAGCACAAAAGUAAAUACAAUUGUCCUCAAAGUGAACCCGUCAAAAGGAAGAUAUACACCAAUCAAUCUAAGGGAGUCGCCUUUAAUAUACUGCGCGAAUCUUUACCCUAUGAUGACUACAUUAUUAGUGAUAAAAACAAGAGGAAAAGCUGCGAAACGCUUCGUCAACAGGUUUUAUUGAACACCAUUGUUAACUUAAAGAAGAGCCUUGAAGAUCAAUCGGCGUCACUGAAGCAAGCCUACAGGAGUUCGCAGAAUUUACACAGCUAAGUCUGGAAAACAAACGCGGGUUGAAUUUAAUGGUCGUUCUUUGAGUAUUUAAAUGUAAUGAAUGAAACAUUAUUUAAACAUUAUCCGAUUGUAGUAAAUAUAUUUAGAUACCGAAAAAACAUUAGAUAAGAGGUAGUUUCUGCUAACAAUGUAGCUGACUAAUAAUGAAAACAUUAAAGGAUAGCCUAGUUUCAUUAAACAUUAUGUUUUACAGUAAAUUAGUGAAGGAAAAUUGUCGUAGAUAAUUAUAUGGUAGGAUAGAAUAUUUCAUCAGUGUAACUGUAGAUUUUAUAAACAAAAGAAAACAUGUAGUCCCUCCCUUCCCUUUUAGGUUUGUUUAUGCAAUUUUGGCUCAAAGAUAAGUAACAUGUUGGAAUGCACUAGUUCCUAAUGGCUUCGUGUGGUUUCAAGAAUGGCUCAGCUUGGAAUUGUGCGAAGACGACCCACAAUUUUAUUUGUUCGCCUCCGCAGAUUAUGUUUGUUUGAUGGAAAAAGGAAAAUAUCUACAAGUAUGCCCGAAACUAUUUUUAUACGCAAGUUUUUUGAGAAUGGAUGGCUCAUGCCUCCUUCUCGCGCGAUUCUCAAUGGCACAUAGGGCGCACUCGUAUUGUAAAUCAAUUUGAAGAUAAAUGAUUGUCGAAGAACCGUGUACGAGGUACUAAUUUGUUUACCAGGUUUUUGAACUUUUGUUAACUUUUUUACCAACAGGUCUUUUUG
This is a messenger RNA of Nicrophorus vespilloides, 2952 nucleotides long. RefSeq lists its product as uncharacterized. Bases 1 to 2235 code for a protein of 744 amino acids. NCBI's taxonomy places the organism in Eukaryota, Metazoa, Arthropoda, Insecta, Coleoptera, Silphidae. The record is from RefSeq and is a predicted model, not a curated record. The transcript has 6 exons.